CUCCUCAGUCCUCACUCUUUUCUUCACCAAUCCCCACCUUCAUCAACUCAGCCUCAUUGCUCCGGCAUUCACUCUCUUCCACUUGCCACUUUUGGCUCUCUCUUAUCAUUUCAACUCUUGGUGAUCACAACGAAGCUUUCAUCUGUUUUGGCUUCUGGGGUGUGUUUUUUGCUUCUAUUAAUAGUGUUUUUUUUUUCUGAUCCGGGAAUUGCUGAGUUUUGCCUCCGAUCUGGGACUUUAUGUCACUCUUGUGAAAAGUGCUUCCUUCUCUUUCACAUAAAGCCAGAGUUAGUGGAAACCAUUUUUCCAAGAUUCCUCUGUUUUGCAUUUGAGAGUAAUAAGAUCUCUCUAAAGUAGUUUGCUUGUUCACAAAUGGAUUCUUGCUGUGCGACUCUGAAGGCUAAUGCCCUUCCGGUUAAAGUCGGAGGAGGUCUUAGGAACCAAAGUAAUGGCUUUUGGGGUGAGAGAAUCAAAAGCAGAGAUUCGAAUACCCAAUUGUUCAAAAGUGUGAAAUCUGAAAGGAAGAUCAAGUCUGGUGUGGUACACUCUAUUCUUACUUCUCCUGAAUUAAACCAAGACAAUGUGACUUUUCAGGCACCAUUAUUUGAGACUCAAAAAGCUGACCCCAAAAAUGUUGCUUCUAUCAUUUUGGGUGGAGGUGCUGGAACUCGACUAUUUCCACUCACCAGCAGAAGAGCCAAGCCAGCGGUUCCAAUCGGAGGGUGUUACAGACUUAUUGAUAUCCCAAUGAGUAAUUGCAUUAAUAGUGGCAUCAAAAAGAUAUUUAUACUAACACAAUUCAACUCUUUCUCACUCAAUCGUCACCUUGCUCGUACUUACAAUUUUGGAGAUGGUAUGAAUUUUGGAGAUGGGUUUGUGGAGGUUUUGGCUGCCACACAAACACCUGGAGAAGCUGGGAAAAAAUGGUUCCAAGGAACAGCUGAUGCUGUAAGACAAUUUAUAUGGGUAUUUGAGGAUGCUAAGAACAAAAAUGUUGAGCAUAUAGUGAUAUUAUCUGGCGAUCACCUCUAUCGGAUGAACUAUCUAGAUUUUGUGCAGAGACAUAUUGACACAAAUGCCGACAUUACAGUUUCAUGCAUACCCAUGGAUGAGACCCGUGCAUCAGAUUACGGGCUAAUGAAAAUUGACCAGUCCGGUCGUAUAGUUCAAUUUGCUGAGAAACCUAAAGGCAUCGAUCUAGAAGCAAUGCAAGUUGAUACCAGAGUACUAGGGCUUUCUGAGCUAGAUGCUAUGAAAAAUCCUUAUAUCGCAUCAAUGGGUGUUUAUGUGUUUAGAACUGAUGUCCUUCUAAGACUAUUAAGAUUUAGCUACCCUUCUUCCAAUGAUUUUGGCUCUGAGGUUAUUCCAGCAGCUGUGAGGGACCACAAUGUCCAGGCAUAUUUGUUCAAUGACUACUGGGAGGAUAUUGGAACUAUAAAAUCGUUUUUUGAUGCCAACUUGGCCCUCACAGAGCAGCCUCCAAAGUUUGAGUUCAAUGAUCCAAAGACACCUUUCUACACCUCUCCUAGGUUCUUGCCACCUACUAAAGUUGAAAAAUGCAGGAUUAUGGAUGCAAUAAUAUCGCAUGGUUGCUUCUUACGAGAAUGCAGUGUUCAACACUCCAUAGUUGGUGUGCGCUCACGAUUGGAGUACGGUGCAGAACUGAAGGAUACUAUGAUGAUGGGUGCAGACUACUACCAAACCGAAGAGGAAAUUGCAUCUCUACUAGCUAAUGGAAAGGUUCCAGUUGGUGUGGGAGAAAAUACCAAAAUCUGGAAUUGCAUAAUCGACAAGAAUGCCAAGAUAGGAAGAAACGUGGUCAUCACAAAUGGUGAUGGAGUUGAAGAAGCAGAGAGACCGGAGGAUGGGUUUUACAUUAGGUCUGGAAUCACAGUCGUACUGAAGAACGCUACCAUUAAAGAUGGAACUAUCAUAUAAACUACAAAGUUUAGUACUGGAUACAUCUUCAUAGAGAGCCACAUUUUCAGUACUUGGUCGAACUUGGUUUGUGGCUUAAACAUGCAGCUGGAAUACUUAA
This is a messenger RNA of Fragaria vesca subsp. vesca, 2038 nucleotides long. RefSeq names its product glucose-1-phosphate adenylyltransferase large subunit, chloroplastic/amyloplastic-like. The transcript is spliced from 14 exons. Gene Ontology annotation, biological process: glycogen biosynthetic process. Lineage: Eukaryota; Viridiplantae; Streptophyta; Magnoliopsida; Rosales; Rosaceae. Bases 373 to 1938 code for a protein of 521 amino acids. Gene Ontology annotation, molecular function: glucose-1-phosphate adenylyltransferase activity. The record is from RefSeq and is a predicted model, not a curated record.